Messenger RNA from Microthlaspi erraticum, 258 nucleotides. NCBI's taxonomy places the organism in Eukaryota, Viridiplantae, Streptophyta, Magnoliopsida, Brassicales, Brassicaceae. The record is from the annotation of a GenBank genome assembly.
AUGGGAUGGGACAUUAGGCUGCUAACCAGCAUUUACUCGGGAGUCUACGUAGCCGUUGUGGCAUACGCUUUGACGGUGUGGUGCGCUGACGCAAAGGGACGGUCUUUGCGUCCGCCUUCAGCCCUAUCCGUCUGGUCGUCGUGGCCCUUUUGGCAGCGACACUUCUUGGCGAGUCCAUCCACGUUGGGAGGUCUUUUUCUCGUCCUAUGGUCGAAGACCAAGAUUUCGCCGGAAGGAACAACAAGCACCGAAACAUGA